This is a messenger RNA of Danaus chrysippus (African queen), 1659 nucleotides long. The record is from the annotation of a GenBank genome assembly. NCBI's taxonomy places the organism in Eukaryota, Metazoa, Arthropoda, Insecta, Lepidoptera, Nymphalidae.
AUGGAUACCGCUUCCAAUGGUCAAAACAUGCAAUCCGAAUCUCAGAAAGCGGGGGAAAAUGAAAAAAAUAAAAGUAAACCCGGAGACACGCAGGGGAACUGUUAUUGCGGCAAAGAAAGGAAUCUCAACAUAGUGGAACUGUUGUGUGCAUCAUGCAACAGGUGGUAUCAUGAAUCUUGUAUAGGAUAUCAGUUAGGAAAACUGGUACCGUUUAUGACGAAUUACCUCUUCAUAUGUAAGAACUGUUCACCAACUGGUUUGGAAACAUUUAAAAAGAAUCAAGCUCCUUUCCCUCAAAUGUGUCUGACCGCUAUUGCAAACCUCAAGCAAGAGAGUGCCAAAGACGGCACUAACAGGACCUUAUUCAGUAAAGAUAGAGAGAUAAUUCCCUAUAUUGACCAAUAUUGGGAAGCCAUGACAACUAUGCCAAGAAGGGUGACCCAAUCUUGGUAUGCAACAGUACAAAGAGCUCUCAUUAAAGAUAUUCAAGUGCUGUUUAUUUAUGAAGAGGAUCCCACCCAAGGGCCGAUGUUUGGUUUAUUCAAUAUGGAAUUGACUAAUAUCAAGCCAAAUUAUGAAGCCAUGAUCAAGCAAGGACAACUCAAGGUCACUGACAUGGGAAUUGCAACAGUUCAACUAGCUGGUAACGUAAAGGGUCGUCAAGGCAAGCGACGUCCCGUAGGUGUUGAAACAAGCGCACCCGUCGGUAAAAAAGGUCGAUCAGCUGAUUUGGGCGCUUUAAAACUACCCUCGCACGGCUACCCGACCGAACACCCCUUUAAUAAAGAUGGAUACCGCUACAUACUGGCUGAACCCGAUCCACAUGCUCCUUUUAGACAAGAGUUCGAUGAAAGCAACGAAUGGUCUGGAAAGCCGAUUCCUGGUUGGUUGUAUCGCUCAUUAUGUCCCGGGAUAGUACUGCUUGCCUUACACGACCGAGCGCCUCAGUUGAAGAUAGCUGAAGACAGACUUGCUGUGACCGGGGAAAAGGGAUACUGUAUGGUGCGGGCUACUCACGGCGUUUCCCGCGGCUCGUGGUACUGGGAGGCGACCGUAGAGGAGAUGCCCGAGGGCGCCGCGGCCAGGCUCGGCUGGGGACGGCGAUAUGCUAACCUACAGGCACCUCUAGGAUACGAUAAGUUUGGAUAUUCGUGGCGCAGUAGGAAAGGGACAAGAUUUCACGAGUCCCGUGGCCGUCACUACAGCGCUGGCUACGGCGAGGGCGACACUCUCGGCUUCCUUGUCAUAUUACCUGAUAACGGCGCCGCUAAAUACACGCCAAGCACGUACAAAGACAGGCCUCUAGUUAAAUUCAAAAGUCAUCUGUAUUAUGAAGAUAAGGAUAAUAUUCAAGAAUCUCUGAACAACCUCCGAGUGCUCUCUGGCAGUAAGAUAUAUUAUUUCAAGAACGGAGAAUGUCAAGGCGAGGCGUUUGUGGAUAUUUACCAAGGAUGUUACUAUCCGACUGUAUCGUUACACAAGAACAUCACAGUCAGUGUGAACUUUGGACCGAAUUUCAAAUAUCCUCCUAAUAUUGAACAUAGCUUUAGACCGAUGUCCGAAAAGGCUGAAGAAGCAAUAUGUGAACAGACAAUGGCAGAUUUAUUAUUCCUUACCGAAAAUGAGGGGAAAUUACGUUUAGACGCAUUCAACCUCUGA